AUGCCAGUUGGAGCCAUGAUCGGUGCAAAAAUUUUAUGUCUUCCUGGAGGACCUGGGCCUACAAUACGAGAACAUGGACUAGCAGCACUGCGCAGCUGCUCAAGAACAGGCAUGUCUCAGCUGGAUAAAUUACUAUGCAUGGUCGAUGAAGGAUUUCUGAACUAUCCGAAGGAAGCUCUGACUAUCACUUCAGCAGUGGCUUAUUUGGAUAAUUUCAGAAAUUGCGCUGCUGCUGUCACUUUUCAAGGACUAAAUGCGUCUGUAGUUCGCUACCGAAUGGAUGAAGGAGAACCGAAAUCACUGGAUAUUGUCAAACCAGGCAUAGGAAGAAAUGCAAUGGCAUAUCCCGUCUGA
Molecule: messenger RNA, 354 nt
Organism: Cylicostephanus goldi
Lineage: Eukaryota; Metazoa; Nematoda; Chromadorea; Rhabditida; Strongylidae
Source: the annotation of a GenBank genome assembly